AUGUUUCGGAACUCGCUCCGCCUCAUAUGUAUCCAAACACAUUUUAGGCAAAUACAAGUACAUUACUUGACAUCAUCGUUGGGUAAUCGUUGUCUAAAUAAUCACUACCGCGGUCAAAGUAGGACCUUUGCGAAUUGCAGUAUGGGCGUCAAAGUUCACGUCAUUUACUGCGGUGGAUGAGGGUACAGGCCCAAGUUCACCAGGCUCAUGACCCAGCUUGAGGAUGAAUUCCCAGGCGACCUUGAGAUUACUAGUGAAAGCACUCCAACAGCUUCUGGCUGGUUUGAAGUGAUGGUGAAUGGCAAGUUGGUUCAUUCAAAGAAGGAGGGGUCAGGCUAUGUGGAUAGCGACCAGAAAAUGGCACCAAUAGUGGCGGCUAUUGAACAGGCCUUGGGGAAAUAAAGUGCUGGUCAUGGGAGUGUGGUCUUUUCUGUUUGUUUACACUUUUACAUGGCAAACAAUGAUGGUGGUGUCUCAAAUGUCAAAGACAUGGAUACUGCUUGAUGAACCUUGCUGUGGCAUCCUUGGUCCAGACAGUUAGAUUCGGCUCCUGUAAUAGCACUGUGUUUUGGAGCUGGGUUACAGUACAAAGGGAACACAUCUUAUUAGUAAUUGGAAACCAAAGUCAUCUUGACAUGUCCAAGAUUAAGUUGUAUUCUCAAUAAAACUGAUGCAUUUGACAUUA
Messenger RNA from Osmerus eperlanus (European smelt), 685 nucleotides. RefSeq names its product selenoprotein W, 1 (gene selenow1). The record is from RefSeq and is a predicted model, not a curated record. NCBI's taxonomy places the organism in Eukaryota, Metazoa, Chordata, Actinopteri, Osmeriformes, Osmeridae. Gene Ontology annotation, biological process: response to selenium ion. The transcript is spliced from 6 exons.